Messenger RNA from Drosophila willistoni, 1505 nucleotides. RefSeq names its product neuronal acetylcholine receptor subunit alpha-2 (gene nAChRbeta3). The record is from RefSeq and is a predicted model, not a curated record. Gene Ontology annotation, biological process: nervous system process; signal transduction; chemical synaptic transmission. Gene Ontology annotation, molecular function: extracellular ligand-gated monoatomic ion channel activity; neurotransmitter receptor activity; transmembrane signaling receptor activity. NCBI's taxonomy places the organism in Eukaryota, Metazoa, Arthropoda, Insecta, Diptera, Drosophilidae. The transcript has 4 exons. Bases 16 to 1404 code for a protein of 462 amino acids. Gene Ontology annotation, cellular component: synapse; neuron projection; membrane.
AAAAUAAGAGAAACAAUGCAGAUAAAAUCGUUGCCACUGACAUCCGGUUGGCGUCAAUCUCGACAGCGAUUGGAAAUAUUUAUGCUCUUUUGCAUGUUUAUUUUUGUAUCAGGCACCAAAUCCGCCGCUGAAAACGAUGCAAUUGAUCCUGUAAAGGAUACCGCAACUAAUAUCAGUAAUGUCAGCAGCUUGGAUCGUUUGCAUGCCGAUCUUUUUAUUCAUUAUGAUAAGAUGGUACCGCCCAUGGUAGGGGGAAAGGGCUCCAACAUUAAUCUGGGCAUGACAGCCCACUAUUUUGACAUUGAUGAGUUGAAUGGCAAGUUCAUAAUGCAUUGCUGGCUGAAUAUUGACUGGAUGGACGAACUUUUCACUUGGAAUGCCAGUGAAUUUGAUAACAUCACUUAUAUCCAUUUGCAGAGCCAUGAGAUCUGGAAGCCACAGAUCACUCUGUUUAAUGCCGCUGGCUAUGAUGAUGGUGAUGGUUCCUCUAGCCUGCAGGAAAGUCAAGUGCUAUUGAUGAGUAAUGGUAAAUUUAUUUGGGUACCGCCAGCUAUUUAUACGGCCUAUUGCAAUCUAAAUAUGCGAGAUUGGCCCUACGAUCAACAACAUUGCAAGCUAAAGAUCGGUUCCUGGUCGCGAAACAACAAGAUCCAGGCGGACUUUACCAAAUUAGAUCAAUCCUCGGCCUAUGCAGAGGCUUUAGUACCAUCGACCGAGUGGGAAAUCGUUAGUGGGCAGGCGAAAUAUGUUACUGAGGACUAUUACCAUUAUAUUGAAUAUAGCUUUGUUGUACAACGUCGUUCGUCUAUGUAUACGGCGAUCAUUUAUACGCCAGCCUCGUGUAUUGUUAUACUGACCCUGGCCGCCUUUUGGUUACCUCCUAAACUGGGCGGCGAGAAGAUAAUGGUGAAUGGCCUGCUCAUCAUUUUGAUUGCGGCGUUUCUUAUGUACUUUGCCCAAUUGUUACCGAUUCUAGCCGAGAAUACUCCGCUUGUUGUAAUCUUCUAUAGCUCGAGCCUAUUGCUAGUCAGUUGGUCGACCAUCAUUGAGGUUGUAGUCCUGUAUUUGGCAACAACUCAGCACAAACGUCGGAUACCCGAGUUCCUUAAGAAAGUCCUCGACGGCCCCUUGGGCACUUGUCUGCUGCUCUCCCAUUUCACUUUCGAGGGUGAACAGAGCAAUAAGUCCAAUGAAAAUGGUAAACGGGAGAUGGAGGAGCAUAUCUACGAGAGUAGCUCCAAUGACUACGCUGAUGCCGAUCCACUGUAUGUCAAUCCCAUUGAGAUUCCCUCUUCCCAGGCCAUACAAUUCGAUUGGGUGCUACUGGCCACAGCCUUGGAUCGGAUUAGCUUUUUAAUCUUCAGUCUAAUAUUCAUUAUUUUGGCAAUAGUCUGUGCCGUCUAACAGAGAAGACAAAUAAGUUUUAAUUUUGUUGGAAUAAUUUGUAUUUUGUAUUUGCUUAAAAAUUACUUAAUGAUCUUGACAAUGAUGUUAAUGAUGAUGAU